UAGAAAGGUGCGCAGUGUCCCGACUUCGAAUUCCAAGUUGGCAAAAAGUUGGACAAAUAUUUUCCCACUCGGAGCUAAUUUUUCCUGAGUUCCCAGUUGACGUGAAAGCACUGAAGUCGGAGAGUUCCGAGUUCAGCUGAUUUUUGAACGCGACAAACGUCCAGACUUCGGUCAAUGACGCACAGACAGGAGUGCACUUUGAAACUGCAGGACUCUUGAGUAACCAUGCAGACAAUUGAAGUUCUGAAACAGGCCCUCUCCAGCCUGGAUCCUACCCAGCAGCAGCAGCUCUUGGUGGCCGGGUCUGCGGUGGCCGUGGGCGGGCUGCUGACCUGUUAUUACUGGGUGUAUCAAGGGACGAAGACCAAGCGCAUCCCAAUAGGGGAUGGGUGGUGGGGGGCAGGAGAGAAGCCUCAGUCAGAGGAUGAGAAGGUUUUCCCCUUUCAGGUCCAGACUUCCGAUGAAGAGAUACAGGACUUGUAUGACCGUAUUGACAGGACCCGGUACACUGAACCACUGGAGGACACAGGCUUCCAGUACGGCUUCAACUCUACCUACCUGAAGAAGGUGGUCUCCCAUUGGAGGCAUCAAUUUAACUGGAAGAAGCAGAUUGCAAUACUCAACAAGUAUCCUCAAUUCAAAACCAAUAUCGAGGGAUUGGAUGUACACUUCAUCCAUGUGCGUCCACCUCACCGUGAGGGCCAGAGGGUGUUGCCUCUAAUGCUGGUGCAUGGCUGGCCUGGCUCUGUCUAUGAGUUCUAUAGGAUCCUGCCCUUACUCACUAACUCGUUGGACAGUCUGGCUUUCGAAGUCAUCUGCCCCUCCAUCCCAGGAUAUGGCUUCUCCGAGGCCCCUCAUAAGCAAGGGUUUGACACUCUGGCUGCAGCGAGGGUCUUCCACAAGCUGAUGGAGCGUCUGGGUUUCUCAGACUAUUAUCUGCAGGGAGGAGACUGGGGCUCAAUCAUCACUACUAACAUGGCCCAGAUGAAGCCAGAGUGUGUAAAGGGUCUCCACCUCAACAUGUUAACUAACAAACUGAGGGGGUUCGGUGUCCUGUUUUCAAUCCUGAUUGGCCGCUACCUGCCAUGGCUGGUUGGGUUCACCCGGGAGGAUGUCAGGAGGUUGUUUGGUUCAGUAGGUUUCAUGGAAAGGAACUUCUAUGAGAUCAUCAGAGAGACUGGCUACCUGCACAUCCAGGGCACCAAGCCAGACUCCGCUGGUUGUGGAGUGAAUGACUCUCCAGUAGGCCUGGCUGCUUACAUACUGGAGAAGUUCUCCACCUGGACUGACUUCAACAACAGGGACUUGGAAGAUGGGGGGCUGGAGAGGAAGUUCACCCUGGACGACCUGCUGACCAACAUCAUGAUCUACUGGACCACCGGCUCCAUCGUGUCCUCCAUGAGGUUCUACAAGGAGAACUUAAAGACCAACAUUGACAACAGACUGGAUAAUCAUACGGGGGUGUAUGUGCCUACAGGUCUGGCGGCGUUUCCCAACGAGGUAAGGCACGUGCCCCAGUCGUGGGCCAGGGACAGGUUCAGGAACAUCUACUCCUACUCUUACAUGCCCCGAGGAGGCCACUUCGCUGCCUUCGAGGAGCCACAGCUCCUGGCUGACGACCUGCUGCAGUUUGUGAAGAAGGUGGAGAAGUUGUAGAGUUGAUGGAUACAAGAGGUCGACUCUCCACUCCUGCCAAGUGCCUGGAAGAAAAACCAGCAGGACUGCAGAACGUGAUAACACUACAGCUUGGAAUUGUAGCUUUGUACUAAAAACAUUAAUGUUAAUCUAAGAUAUAAAACCAGAAGCACUGUCUAAUUAUCAGGUAAAUACUUGGUCAAUCAGUGAUGUUAACACUGCAAUAUGAUCAUGCUCAGUGAUUGUGUUGGUGUAAUAUUAAGGCUAUACAGUCAACAUAAUGGACCUAUACUGUAAUAAUGAAAUGAUCAGCACUUCAAUACAGAUGUCUUGAAAUUCAGAUAACAAAUGUCUUCCAGAUUGCACAACAACUGUGUGAAAGCAGCCCCUCAAAUCACAGAUGUCUGUUCUUUUCUUGUUGCAGUAAUGAAAUACUUCUAUAGUAUACUAUACUACUGCUGUAAUCAUGUCUAUUGUGAUGACCCUGUAAGGCAGAGAUGGCCCUCUGUGGACUGAGUUUGACAAGUGUCUGUGGGUUUUCCUUUCAAUUAAGACCUAGAAAACCAAUUGAUGGGUUCUGUACAAAUUAGUGACCUUUAAUCAAGGAAGGAGAGGAAGGAGUUUUAAAUGUGCUGUAGUGUCUAAUAUUUGUGGGGCUGGUUCCCAGGAGUGACCUGGCCACAGCUUUAGUUUAGUCCUGGACUAAAAAUAUAUUUCAAAGGUAGUGUUCCAUUGAGCAUGGUUUUUAGUCUAGGUCUAGAUUAAGCCUAAUCUAUGUCCCAGAAACCAUGAUGAAUUUUCUGUGGACCCCAGGAAGACCAGCAGUCACUAAGGGGUCAGCUUAUGAGGAUCCAAAUAAACAAAUUAAAUUAA
Molecule: messenger RNA, 2508 nt
Organism: Oncorhynchus tshawytscha (Chinook salmon)
Lineage: Eukaryota; Metazoa; Chordata; Actinopteri; Salmoniformes; Salmonidae
Gene: ephx5
Product: epoxide hydrolase 5
Exons: 9
Coding region: 226-1656 (476 amino acids)
Biological process (GO): arachidonate metabolic process; epoxide metabolic process
Molecular function (GO): epoxide hydrolase activity
Source: RefSeq, a predicted model, not a curated record